CGAUUCGAACUCAAACGGUAGUUAAAGAUUAGUGGUGUCGAUCUGGAAAGGUUUUGAUGGACUUGGAAUCGAAUAUUAAAGGUCUUUUGUCUGAAAUUUCUGAUCAAAAGAAGAAAGAUGAUGAGUAUUCACAUUUGAAUUUGAUGGACAAUGAGUUGAAUUUUACGGGUGUUGAAAAUUUUGUCAAUGCUGAUGAGGCUAGGAAUUUCGUGGGAUCUAAUGGCUGCAGGGCAAAAAUUGAUGAUGACAAGAGAAGUGUUGAUGAGGUCAAAGACGACGUGGCUUUAAUUUCAAACGUGGUGAAGAAAGAUGAGUCUAACCGGAAGAGAAAGCGCGAGGUUCACUUCGGAGUGCUUGAUUGGGUUACUAUGGUUGCAAAGGAUCCUUGUGAUCCGGCUAUUGAGUCCCUACCGGAAUUAUCUAAAUGGAAAUAUUACGGGAAUGAGCUGGUGUGGAAGCAGGUGUUGUUGGUUCGAGAGGCAAUGCUUUUGACAAGAAGUUCCGAUUCAAGUGCUGAACAAUCGAUUUGGGAGGAACAGACAUCUUUGAAACCAUUGUUUCUUAUUGUUCCUUUAGUCAGGUCUUAUGUGGACAUGACAAAAUCUGUUAAAUUGGUGCUCUAA
Ilex paraguariensis (yerba mate) is the source of this 623-nucleotide messenger RNA. The record is from the annotation of a GenBank genome assembly. Lineage: Eukaryota; Viridiplantae; Streptophyta; Magnoliopsida; Aquifoliales; Aquifoliaceae.